UUUUCAAAACCAUGUGUAAAACAUUUUAGGUGUUUUGGUGAGUGCCAAACUUCUCCCUUCUAUAAACCAGAACCUCAUAGGUUUUCUUUAUUACCAGAUAUAACAAUGGAAGAAUCAUGGAGUACAAGUACAAGUGCAUCUGCCUGCAUAGUUCUCAUAGUGCUUCUUACUCUAACAUGCGCAUGGAGGGUACUGAAUUGGUUAUGGCUAAGGCCAAAGAGACUAGAGAGACUCAUGAGAGAUCAAGGCCUUCAAGGAAACCCCUACAGGCUUUUCAAUGGAGAUUUGAAGCAGAUGAUGAAGAUGCAAAAGGAAGUCACAUCCAAAACCAUGAAACUCUCUCAUGAUAUAGCGCCACGUGUCUUUUCUUAUCAUCUGCAGAGUGUCAUCAAACAUGGGAAGAAUCCUUUUAUUUGGUUUGGACGAAAACCAAGGGUAAUCAUCACAGAGCCUGAGUUAAUCAAAGAUGUACUUAACAAGAUCUAUGCUUUUCCAAAGCCUGACACGAAUCCGCUAGUCAAGUUAGUAGCUACUGGUCUUCUAAAUUAUGAGGGAGAAAAAUGGCACAAGCACAGAAGAAUAGUUAGUCCUGCAUUCAAUAUGGAAAAGUUGAAGAAUAUGUUACCAAUAUUCUUCAACAGUUGCAAUGAUCUAAUUAUCAAGUGGGAGGAGAUGUCUUCAGACGGAUCAUGUGAAAUAGAUCUAUGGCCUUUCCUUCAAAAUUUAACCAGUGAUAUUAUUGCUCGAGCUGCAUUUGGAAGUAGUUAUGAAGAAGGAAGAAGAAUAUUUGAACUUCUAAAAGAGCAAGCACAACUUGCAGCGCAAAGUAUGAUGAAAGAUUACAUCCCUGGAUGGAGAUUUAUACCAACUGCUAUGCAUAGGAGGAUGAAGGAAAUUAACAGAGAAAUAAAAGCUUCACUUAAAGAUUUGAUUAACAACAAAGAGAAAGCACUAGAGGUGGGUGAAACUACUGAGAAUGACUUGUUAUGUUUACUUUUGGAGUCAAAUCACAAGGAAAUUGAAGAACAUGGAAACAGUAAGACUAUUGGAAUGAGUAUUGAAGAGGUAAUCGAGGAAUGCAAGCUAUUCUACUUUGCAGGGCAAGAAACCACUUCAACUUUACUUGUUUGGACCAUGGUGAUCUUAAGUAUGCACCCUGAUUGGCAAGCACGUGCAAGGGAGGAAGUUUUACAAGUAUUUGGAAAACAAAAACCCGAUUUUCUUGUGCUAAGUCACCUUAAGAUUGUCACAAUGAUUUUGAAUGAAGUUCUUAGGCUGUACUCACCAGUAAUUGGCCUUAAUAGAAAUGUUGACGAAGACGUGAAACUUGGAAACCUAUCAUUACCUGCAGGAGUGCAAGUUUCCUUACCAACAAUUAUGGUUCACCAUAAUCCUGAACUUUGGGGUGAUGAUGCCGAUAAUUUCAAUCCGGAAAGAUUUUCUGAAGGAGUUCUAAAGGCCACUGAUGGCAGAGUUUCAUUUUUUCCAUUUGGAUGGGGUCCUAGAGUGUGCAUUGGACAAAACUUUUCCAUGUUGGAGGCAAAGAUGGCUUUGUCAAUGAUUUUACAACAUUUCACAUUUGAACUUUCUCCAGCUUAUGCUCAUGCUCCUGUUUCAGUGCUUACUCUUCAACCCCGAUAUGGUGCUCAUGUCAUUUUACGUAAACUGCAAGUAUAAUAAUGGUAAUAAGCCUUGUUUGAUUUGCAUUUCACUAUUGCAAAGUUUGAAAUGCAAAUUAAUGGCAGUUUGCUGCUUUUAUUUUCUUAAAAUAUGUUACUGCUGACAUGCUUUUAUUGCACCAUUGAAGAACAUAUGUAUUCAAAAUAAGUCAAGUGUUAGAGUCUUGCUCCAGCUUGCAAUUGUUUAUCAUGACAACAGAUGUUGCUAAUGCUUUUGUAUUCUUCUAAUAUAUAUAUAUUGCGACAAUGAAUGUAUGUGGGUUUUUGUAAGACUCAAUCCACACAAUUCGAUAG
This is a messenger RNA of Vigna umbellata (rice bean), 1973 nucleotides long. RefSeq names its product cytochrome P450 72A68-like. The record is from RefSeq and is a predicted model, not a curated record. NCBI's taxonomy places the organism in Eukaryota, Viridiplantae, Streptophyta, Magnoliopsida, Fabales, Fabaceae. Gene Ontology annotation, molecular function: oxidoreductase activity, acting on paired donors, with incorporation or reduction of molecular oxygen; monooxygenase activity; heme binding.